Messenger RNA from Condylura cristata (star-nosed mole), 2957 nucleotides. It is a transcript of the gene NUP93, whose product is annotated as nucleoporin 93kDa. Bases 522 to 2612 code for a protein of 696 amino acids. Lineage: Eukaryota; Metazoa; Chordata; Mammalia; Eulipotyphla; Talpidae. The record is from RefSeq and is a predicted model, not a curated record. Gene Ontology annotation, cellular component: nuclear pore. Gene Ontology annotation, molecular function: structural constituent of nuclear pore. Gene Ontology annotation, biological process: protein import into nucleus; poly(A)+ mRNA export from nucleus. The transcript is spliced from 20 exons.
UCUGUUUCCUUUAAAAACUCUGACCGGGUGCAGCAUUGCAAAGAAUUGAUUUCUGAGAUGAGACAAUAAGCUGUGGUUUGCAUUUUGUAAAGAUGGAGGAAACCUCUCACACUGACCCUGUAUGGGAGAUGACUCAUUUAUUCCUGUCUUGGUACAGUUGCAAAUUAUUUUCCUUUGUCUGAAGUGGGUGGAUGCCAGCGCCUUCAUCAGAGCUCCUUAAUUUAAUGUAUGGAAAAUGUCUCAGCCACCAUUUUUAACAAUUAGCUGUAUCAUGGUUGAGGUGAGCUGGGUUCUGAAGCAGCUGCAGAGCUGGCUCAUUUACAUUAGGUUCCAUCGCACAAGAGCUUUGUUACUGUAAAACUCAGAAAUAAAUUUGCACACUGCAUUGAAGAGUUCUCUAGGAGGGUGGAGAACAUUCUCAGAAAGAAAAUGGAAUCCUUUUGUCUACAGGCUUCCUGAAGAAUGAGAAGGACAACGCCUUGCUGUCUGCCAUUGAAGAGUCCCGGAAGCGGACAUUUGGCAUGGCCGAGGAGUACCACCGAGAGUCGAUGCUGGUCGAGUGGGAGCAGGUCAAGCAGCGAAUUCUCCACACACUGCUGGCGUCAGGAGAAGACGCCCUUGACUUUACUCAAGAAAGUGAGCCAAGUUACAUCAGUGACGCAGGACCUCCAGGUCGAAGCUCUCUGGACAGCAUCGAAAUGGCCUAUGCCCGGCAGAUUUAUAUCUAUAACGAGAAGAUUGUGAACGGGCAUCUGCAGCCUAACCUCGUGGACCUCUGUGCUUCCAUCGCAGAGCUGGAUGAUAAGAACAUCUCUGACAUGUGGGCCAUGGUGAAGCAAAUGACAGAUGUGCUGUUGACCCCGGCCACUGACGCCCUGAAGAGCCGCAGCAGCGUGGAAGUGCGCAUGGAAUUCGUCAGGCAGGCCCUGGGCUACCUGGAGCAGAGUUAUAAGAAUUACACCCUUGUGACUGUCUUUGGAAAUUUGCAUCAGGCCCAGCUGGGCGGGGUGCCUGGAACGUACCAGUUGGUUCGAAGUUUCCUGAACAUUAAGCUUCCGGCUCCCUUGCCUGGACUCCAGGACGGAGAGGUGGAAGGUCAUCCCGUGUGGGCACUGAUUUAUUACUGCAUGCGCUGUGGAGACCUGCUUGCCGCCUCGCAGGUGGUUAACCGAGCCCAGCACCAGCUGGGAGAGUUUAAAACCUGGUUCCAGGAGUACAUGAACAGCAAAGACAGACGAUUGUCGCCAGCUACGGAGAACAAGCUCCGGCUGCACUACCGAAGGGCCCUCCGGAACAACACCGACCCCUACAAGCGCGCCGUGUACUGCGUCAUCGGCAGGUGUGACAUCACCGACAACCAGAGUGAAGUGGCCGACAAAACUGAGGAUUACCUGUGGCUGAAGUUGAACCAAGUGUGUUUCGAUGAUGAUGGCACCAGCUCUCCACAAGACAGACUCACUCUCUCACAGUUCCAGAAGCAGCUAUUGGAAGACUAUGGCGAAUCCCACUUCACAGUGAACCAGCAGCCCUUCCUCUACUUCCAAGUGCUCUUCCUGACGGCGCAGUUCGAGGCCGCCAUCGCCUUCCUCUUCCGCACGGAGCGGCUGCGCUGCCAUGCCGUGCACGUGGCGCUGGUGCUCUUUGAGCUGAAGCUGCUUCUGAAGUCCUCGGGGCAGAGUGCUCAGCUCCUCAGCCAUGAGCCUGGGGACCCCCCCUGCAUGAGGCGGCUGAACUUUGUGCGACUGCUCAUGCUCUACACCCGCAAGUUCGAGGCCACAGACCCGAGGGAGGCGCUCCAGUACUUUUACUUCCUCAGGGAUGAGAAGGACAGCCAAGGAGAAAACAUGUUUCUGCGCUGUGUGAGCGAGCUUGUGAUAGAAAGCCGAGAGUUUGAUAUGAUUCUUGGGAAACUGGAGAACGAUGGAAGUAGAAAGCCUGGAGUCAUAGAUAAGUUUACUAGUGACACGAAGCCUAUUAUCAACAAAGUUGCUUCCGUGGCAGAAAAUAAAGGACUGUUUGAAGAAGCAGCAAAGCUUUAUGACCUUGCCAAGAAUGCUGACAAGGUGCUGGAGCUGAUGAACAAGCUGCUCAGCCCUGUCGUCCCCCAGAUCAGCGCACCACAGUCCAACAAGGAGAGGCUGAAGAACACGGCCCUGUCCAUUGCUGAACGGUACAGGGCUCAAGGAAUCAGUGCGAAUAAAUUUGUGGACUCCACAUUCUAUCUUCUGCUGGAUUUGAUCACCUUUUUUGACGAGUAUCACAGUGGACACAUUGACAGAGCCUUUGAUAUCAUUGACCGCUUGAAGCUGGUGCCCCUGAGUCAGGAGAGCGUGGAAGAGAGAGUGGCCGCCUUCCGGAAUUUCAGUGAUGAAAUCAGGCACAACCUCUCAGAGGUGCUUCUCGCCACCAUGAACAUCUUGUUCACGCAGUUUAAGCGGCUCAAGGGGACGAGUCCCUCCUCGGCGUCCAGGCCCCAGCGCGUCAUCGAGGACCGCGACUCUCAACUGCGAAGCCAGGCCCGCGCCCUCAUCACCUUUGCCGGGAUGAUCCCCUACCGCACGUCCGGGGACACCAACGCCAGGCUGGUGCAGAUGGAGGUCCUCAUGAAUUAAGUCCCGUGCGCGCGGCUGCGGGGCUGUGCUCAGCGCCUCGGGCACGUGGGCUGCCGUGGUGGGCUUUCUGCUUUUAUUUCUGUUGUGUUUUGUUUUGUUUUUUGUAUUAUAUAUUUUUGUCAACACCAAUAAAUUUCUUUGAUUUGUAUUUCUUUUCACAUUCUUUUAUUUUCUUUCUUUCUUUUUUUUUUUUUCCCUUUGAAUUUUUGUUGAAGUUUUUAUUUGUGUGGGAGGAAAUGUCUUCGCUAGUCAGGGGGCCAGGAAUGAUAGGCUCAGAUAGGUGCGUGUGGUUUGGUUAAAGAUGACCUCAAAUUAUUAAAAACUCGCCCAAAAUGAGCAAGGAAA